Messenger RNA from Heterobasidion irregulare TC 32-1, 2248 nucleotides. RefSeq names its product Carboxylesterase. The record is from RefSeq and is a predicted model, not a curated record. NCBI's taxonomy places the organism in Eukaryota, Fungi, Basidiomycota, Agaricomycetes, Russulales, Bondarzewiaceae. The transcript is spliced from 6 exons. Bases 191 to 1888 code for a protein of 565 amino acids.
CAUCCACCCUGGCUCACAAACUCGCAGGCACGAGCUCUGUCUCCUAGGUUCUUUAAAACCCUCUCUCCAUCUUAGCUACAUUAGCAGCGACGGCCCCAGGUUCAUCGGCUGAAGGUCAAGAGUACCGCGCUUCGCUGUGAUUUCUGGACUGGAAUUAUCUUGGUGCACUCUUUCCAGAUACUAGACUACUAUGGUUGCUCUUACUGCUGUCCUUGUCACGUUGUUGCUCGUCUCUUCGACGGUCACCUCGCCAGUUCCGUCUCAGACAUUUAGUGUCGGUGAUCGGCUCCCAUUCCCCCCGUUUGAUCCAAGAGGUCUCCUUUGUCAUUUGCCCAUAAUCAAGAAGGCCCUCUGUCCACGUCAGGCGCCUUCUGGGCUUUCUGUCAAAACACCCAUCGGCAUUGCUCUUGGCACCACCCUCUCGAGUGGGGCUGCUCGAUUCUCAGUCAAGUACGGUUCUGCUCAGAGAUGGCAAUUGUCUAGUGUGGCCUCGGAUUGGGAACUACCGAAUGGAUCCUCAGACGUCACUGCCCUUCCUCUAGCUUGCCCACAGGACAACACCAAUUCAUCAAAUUAUUCGGAGGAUUGCUUGUCUAUGCUUCUAUACGUUCCCACGUCUGUUCUGACCUCGACCAAUGUCCCGACUCUCAUGUGGAUUCAUGGAGGCUCCUUUAUUGUCGGCUCUGCAACCAAUCCAGGCCUUGACGGUUCUAAUCUUGCCAAGGCAACUAACUCGAUUGUUGCAGUUGUUCAGUAUCGCUUGGGCGCACUCGGAUUUAAUUCGCCGGAUGGCAGGACCAAUUUCGCUUUACAGGACAUAACGACUGCGUUGAAGUUCCUGCAGAAAGUUGUACCUAGUUUCGGCGGAAGCGCUUCGAAGAUAACAGUCGCCGGUCAGAGCAGCGGUGCGAACAUGAUCAGAGCACUUCUCGCUGUACCAUCCGCUUCUUCGUUGUUCCAGUCUGCCAUCCUUCAGUCGGACCCUAUGGAUUACGGCUUUCUUUCCCCUGGCGCUCAGCAGACGCUCCAAAAUUAUUUCAACUCUAACAUCAAGUGCAAUGCUACAGAUGCCGCGUGUCUCGAGGCUAUGAGUAUCGAUGACAUCUUGUCUGCCCAAGACUUGUUGUUCGCCAACGGCUUCGAGCAAGACCCGUCCGCGACACAAUCUGAGCCUAUGCGCCCUGUUCACGACGGCUACUUCCUUACAUCUACACUCGAUUCGACUAGUCCCUUUCCCUCGGUUUCUAAACCAAUUCUUCUGUCGAACGUCAAGAAUGAAGCAGGCCUGACAAUAUAUUCCUCCUUCCCAGACCCGAUGGGCAGAUCGCUCUAUGAUGCUGUCGUCAACGGCACCUUCGGUAACCCGCGGACUAGCAUUAUCCUAUCAGCCCCACAAUACAGUAUUCCAGUACUUGCGGACGGGGAAGACCCCGAUGCGCGGGUCCAGCUUGAGACGUUGGGCACGGAUUCUGUGUGGAAGUGUGCAACAUGGACGUUUGCGAGGAAUUGGGUUGGUCAUGGAGGCAAGGCAUAUGUUGGUGUAUACGCGCUCGGAGCGUCCUACCCAGGAAAUGACGGCGUACCAUUCUGUACUCAGAACGGGUCUGUCUGUCAUCAGGACGAUAUUGAAAUUGUCUUUGGCACUGUUCAGAGUCCCACCUCUGCUCAGUCCGCGCUAAUCAGUGAAAUGCAGGCGCGUUACAGCGCCUUCCUCCAUACAGGAAACCCGAAUCCGUCGGGGUCAUCCUUGACGACCUGGUCUCCUGCUACGACGUCUAACAUUUCUGCACUACUUUUCGGCGGUGAAGGGGCUGCAUCAGAAGGCGCGUGCGAUCCCCGCUUUUGGGGUUCGCAGGUACCGUACGAUUAUCAAGUCUUCGGCAUCUGAUUUCAUCGUCACCUCAUUCUAGUCAGGCUUGCUUUUUGGGUGUUCUUGCAUCUUACAUCUUUCGAUUCUCCUCUACUUGGGGGUUUCACGGAUUUUACGUUCUACGACCUUCGCAUAAUUGAAUGAUUCUAUGAUUCAGCUGUUUCUUUUUUCACAUACUUUUCGACCGCUUUGGUUCUACACUUGUCCGGGCUUCCGUGGCUUGCCUUUGUAUCCCUAAUGAUCGUUUGAAUGAGGUGUGGUCCACUCCUCUGCAGCUGUGUUGAUACCGGUGUAGCACUUCAUGUCUCUGUAACCCUAUUCUUAUUUGGUAUUCCUCUGCUCAUAAAUCACGCGACAGCUUGUUUCAUGUUACGCGGC